This is a messenger RNA of Glycine soja, 1312 nucleotides long. RefSeq names its product vesicle-associated protein 1-2-like. The coding region runs from base 184 to 909 and encodes 241 amino acids. Gene Ontology annotation, cellular component: endoplasmic reticulum membrane; plasma membrane. The transcript has 8 exons. Gene Ontology annotation, biological process: endoplasmic reticulum membrane organization. Lineage: Eukaryota; Viridiplantae; Streptophyta; Magnoliopsida; Fabales; Fabaceae. The record is from RefSeq and is a predicted model, not a curated record.
AGUGGGUACUGAAUUCCAAAACUCUUUGUUAUUCGGUGUGUGCGUGUCCAACUUUGAACGCACUUUGAUACUGCCACUUUCUCCACCACAAAGAGAAAAAAGAGAGAAGAAAAGCGAAUCCCCUGUGAUCUCUCACACAAUUCCAAUUCCUCUGGAUCUCGUCUCGAUCGAUAGAUCUCGAACAUGAGCACUGGGGAGCUUCUCAACAUCGAACCUCUCGAACUCAAGUUCCCCUUUGAGCUGAAGAAGCAGAUCUCAUGUUCUCUUCAAUUGUCCAAUAAGACCGAUAGCUAUGUAGCCUUCAAGGUGAAAACAACCAAUCCGAAGAAGUAUUGUGUUCGUCCGAACACUGGGGUUGUCACGCCUCGAUCUACGUGUGAUGUUAUCGUUACCAUGCAAGCGCAAAAAGAGGCUCCUGCUGAUAUGCAAUGCAAGGAUAAGUUUCUUCUUCAGAGUGUAAAAACUGUUGAUGGUACCAGUCCGAAGGAUAUCACUGCAGACAUGUUCAACAAGGAGGCAGGGCAUGUGGUUGAGGAGUGCAAAUUGAGAGUGCUGUAUGUUUCUCCACCUCAACCACCGUCUCCAGUCCCAGAAGGUUCGGAGGAAGGAUCCUCACCUAGAGGUUCUGUUUCAGAGAAUGGAAAUGCCAAUGGUUCUGACUUCACACAAGCGGCAAGAGGAUUUACUGAGCGACCUGAAUCUCAAGACAGAUCUGCAGAGGCUAGAGCUCUUAUCUCAAGGCUGACUGAAGAAAAGAAUAAUGCAAUUCAACAAAAUAGCAAGCUCUGCCAGGAACUGGAGCUACUGAAGAGGGAAGGCAACAAAAGUCGUGGUGGAGUCUCAUUUGUCAUUGUCGUAUUAAUUGGCUUGCUUGGCAUAAUUAUGGGGUAUCUCAUGAAGACAACCUAAGCAUUUCUGCGAUUCAAUCUUUCACCAUAGUUUUCGAUCUUAGUUUCUUUGUUCCUGACUAUUCAAGCAAUUAUGAGGAAAGUUAAAAUAGAUCAAUUCAGCAGAUGUUGGUUUUUCUUUUUAUUUUUGCUAUUUCUUUUCUUUGGGUGGAUAACAUUUUGGAAGUAGAAAACAUUAGGGGAAGUUGUGGGUCUGGUGGUUAAUCAUAUUGUGAACUGACUCAUACUUUCGUAACAUGCAUUCUUUUUGUAACUUAAGAGGGGAAGCUUCUUGUUUCUUCUUUUUGUGGUUCGUCUGGUGACUACAUGGUAAUGUCAAGUUGUCAAUGAUGACCACGAAUAACAUCAUUCUUCAUGGACUCUCUCUCUAUCGUCUUUUCAUGUCAAGAAUGACCUUUAGAUGA